Molecule: messenger RNA, 1194 nt
Organism: Recurvomyces mirabilis
Lineage: Eukaryota; Fungi; Ascomycota; Dothideomycetes; Mycosphaerellales; Teratosphaeriaceae
Exons: 2
Coding region: 1-1194 (397 amino acids)
Molecular function (GO): catalytic activity
Source: RefSeq, a predicted model, not a curated record
AUGACACAAUCACCGCCUUUACAAGGUCUGAGGGUCUUAGAAUUCGCUGGUCUAGCACCAGACUAUGGCGCGACAGUCCUUCGACUCGACCGGGCACAUCCCAAAGCCCAUACUGCCAAUCCACCACCUCCUACAGGUGACCAGCUCACGAGACGCAAGAGUAGCAUAUGCGUCAACACGAAGUCUGCUGAUGGUAUCGCCCUGAUUAAGAAGCUCGUCGCGAACGUCGAUGUGAUCAUCGACCCAUUUAGGCCAGGUGUGCUGGAGAAGAUGGGCCUGGAUCCCGCGAAAGUGCUUCUUCGACUCAACCCACGAGUUGUCGUAGCUCGUAUGACAGGUUUUAGGCGUGAUGGGAAGUACAAAGAUAUGGCUGGCCAUGAUAUCAAUUACAUCGCAGUAUCUGGGGUCCUGUCAAUGCUCGGUCGACAGGGCGAGAAACCAUAUGCUCCAGGCAAUAUCGUAGGUGACUUCGGCGGUGGUGGGGCAGUGUGCUUCACGGGUAUACUUCUGGCACUGAUGCAGAGAGAGCGGACGGGUCUGGGUCAAGUUGUGGAGGCGAACAUGGUCGACGGAAGCUCGUUCUUGGCUAGUAUGCCACGAUUUGCUCAGAAGCUACCGACUUGGGGUGGGGAGCGAGGGACAAAUAUGCUAGAUGGCGGAUGUCCAUACUACGACACCUAUGAGACGCGAGACGGACAGUACAUGGCGGUCGGAGCAUUGGAGCCUCAAUUCUUCGCUGCUUUGAUAAAGGGCCUUGAGCUCGACGUGAAGCAAAUCAAAGGCGAUCGGCUUGAUAAGGCUACAUGGCCACAGCAGAAAGCAUUGUACACACAACGCUUCAAGCAAAAGACGCGAGCAGAGUGGGAGAGGAUCUUCGACGGUACAGAUGCCUGCUGUACACCUGUACUUACGAACCCUGAGCUAGAGAAAGACGGAUUCGAUCAAAGGCCAAUCGUCACGUUGACAAGCUCACCAGCCUUUGCAGUGUCCGAAGGUGAGGCUGAUGGUCGAUCUGCUGCACAAGGCCAAGGCAUUGGAGUGGAGGGCAGUGGCUGGAACAGCAAGGGCUUGAGACCUGGCCAUGACGGGGAAGAAGUGCUUGCGAAGUGGAUGGGAUGGAACAAUGGGCGGCAUUACUCGUUGAAGGAUGGCGGGUUGGAACUCCUUGAAGUUUCGCCUCGCUCACGCUUAUAA